Messenger RNA from Staurois parvus, 299 nucleotides. Lineage: Eukaryota; Metazoa; Chordata; Amphibia; Anura; Ranidae. The record is from the annotation of a GenBank genome assembly.
AUGUGCAAUGUGUUUGUAACUGAUAAUAUCAUCAUGAUCCCACAGCCUGCUCUUCUAGUGCCUGCUGGGCCUACUGAUCUGUGUCAGUGUUGGUGGUGGUGUGUUGUGUCGGUUCAGCUGCUUGCUGUCACAGUGUUUUAUCUCCCCCCAUUGCCUGGGGAAUUCCAGCCUGGGAUCUUUUAGAGUGUGGAUCCAUCAUCCUCCACUCACUGAAACUGUCACCCUGCCACUGCCAGCCACAGAUACAGUCCAUCCGUGACACUGAUUUUGUCUUUAAUAUUGGUGCUGAUGGCACUUAU